GACUUCACUCCCACCAACUCAAACUAAACGUGCCCUCAUUAACCUCCCCUUUCCGACGCAACUUCCACUUUUCUUCUCCUUAUCCCUCCAUAUAUGAAUAACCAUCUCCCUCUUUAUUCACUUCAUCACUCCAAGUACCUCACUCUCAUUUCUUCAAUUCAACUCUCUCAACAGCCCAGAACCACCACCACCUCUCCAAAACACCACCGCCUUUCUUUAUUACCUCUCUGCUCACAAGUCUCAUCAAUUAUGGCACUUGAAGCUCUAACUUCCCCAUCAACAAUCCCGAUUUAUGAAGAUGAUCACAGUAACUAUCUAGAUCAAUCAUGGGCUAAAAGAAAGCGAUCAAAGCGUAAUAUCCAUCGCAUGGAGAACAGUCAUAUCAGUAAUCCGACUGAAGAAGAAUACUUAGCUCUCUGUUUAAUUAUGCUCGCUCGUGGAAGUACCGACAACAGUAGUACUAAUCUUCCUGUCUACAACAACAGCUAUGCGCCGCCACAAGCCCCGACUCUGAAGUUGAAUUACAAGUGUUCAGUUUGUAACAAAUCGUUUCAUUCUUAUCAAGCUUUAGGUGGGCAUAAAGCUAGUCACCGGAAGCUCAUCGUCGUUGCCCCCGGAUCAUCAUCACAACAGGAAGAUCAGUUAUCUACAUCAACCACUACUAGUACCACUACAACUUCAGCUGCGAAUAUUUCAUCAAGUGGUAAGACCCAUGAGUGUUCGAUUUGUCAUAAGUGUUUUCCAUCUGGACAAGCUUUGGGUGGACACAAAAGAUGUCACUAUGACGGUGGGAGUAGUAUUACUGCUACUGCUGCUAGUUCUGAUGGAAUGGGUUCCACUCAAACUCAUAGAAGUAGUUCUGAUUUUGAUCUGAAUUUACCAGCUUUGCCUGAAUUUUGGUCUGCUGGUAACUUUGGGGUUCAUGGGAAGAACAGCAAGUAUCAGAUUUUUGCUGAUGAUGAAGUUGAAAGUCCUUUGCCUUCGAAGAAACCUCGUUUGUUGAUGGAUUCUUGUUGAAAUUUGAAGAAAAAACAGAGAUUAAAAUUAGUAGAUUUCUCACAAAAUAUAUGUAUGUAAUAUUUCUUUUUUUUUUUGGUUGAAUUAUUGAUUAUUUUUGAUCAAUUUAUUUUUUAUUUUUUUGGGGGUUUAUUGGAUUGAUUGGUUUUGUACAUAGAAUUAAUUUUCUGAAUUAUUCAUGAAUAUCAAAGUUUGGUAGAAAGUAAUUAGUUCAUACUUAUUUCA
This is a messenger RNA of Papaver somniferum (opium poppy), 1242 nucleotides long. RefSeq names its product zinc finger protein ZAT10-like. NCBI's taxonomy places the organism in Eukaryota, Viridiplantae, Streptophyta, Magnoliopsida, Ranunculales, Papaveraceae. The coding region runs from base 94 to 1017 and encodes 307 amino acids. The record is from RefSeq and is a predicted model, not a curated record. Gene Ontology annotation, biological process: response to stress. Gene Ontology annotation, molecular function: DNA-binding transcription factor activity. The transcript has a single exon.